Messenger RNA from Wasmannia auropunctata (little fire ant), 1725 nucleotides. It is a transcript of the gene Ppcs, whose product is annotated as phosphopantothenate--cysteine ligase. The coding region runs from base 504 to 1445 and encodes 313 amino acids. The record is from RefSeq and is a predicted model, not a curated record. Gene Ontology annotation, molecular function: phosphopantothenate--cysteine ligase activity. Gene Ontology annotation, cellular component: cytoplasm; nucleus. NCBI's taxonomy places the organism in Eukaryota, Metazoa, Arthropoda, Insecta, Hymenoptera, Formicidae. The transcript has 7 exons. Gene Ontology annotation, biological process: coenzyme A biosynthetic process.
AAUGUUGUUUUUUUUAUAUAAACAAAUUUGGAAAUAAUUUUAUACACGCGUGCAGCGUAAGCUUCGUUUUACCAUUUUACCAAACGUCUCGGCAUGUUAAAAUGUAAUGAAAAUAAUAUAUCGUAAACCGUUAUUUUUUUAUUUAUACAUGCCAAAAAGAAAGAAAUCGGAACGGAUUCGUGUAGUCCUGAAGGGACUAAGUUCUCGCGGCUCGCCUUUCUGCAGGAUUCUUGAAAGGAAAAAGCGUGGAAUCGAGGCACAUGGGUUACUAUGUUAGGACGAUAAAAACGCCGGUCUACUUCGAACUUCUUAACGCGCAACUGGCGUCGGCAAAACGCUGAUCCAGAAGAUCGAAGUUCAAUCGAUUUCUUUUGAGAGAUUCGAGGUUACGCACGCCGAGGUCGAUCUUCUGUUAUCUCGCAAGAGUCCUCACGCAGCAAAGCUCUUUCCAGCUCCUAGUUCCUUCGACUUACCAAGUCGGCCACGACUCGCGACUGUUCACGAUGGUCUCAACAUGGGAGGAUUUCUACGCGAAGCAUCCACCCCCUCAGGACCUGGCACAGAACGAACAGGCGCUGAAGGAGUUCACCAGGAAACACCUCGAGGCCGGUAACAAAGUGGUACUGGUGACGAGCGGCGGCACGACGGUACCUUUGGAGCACAAUACGGUGAGAUUUGUGGACAAUUUCAGCGCGGGUACUAGAGGAUCGGUUUCAGCGGAAUACUUUUUGGAGCACGGAUACGCAGUUAUUUUUAUGUUUAGAAUCAAAUCUUUGGAACCAUUCUCGAGGCACUUUAUAGGUCAGAAGUUUUUAGACCUGCUUCAAAUAUCAGAUAAUAAUAAUGAGAAUCCUGUUAUUACAAUACUGCCAGAAUAUACACAGAAGGUAGCGACGGUGCUGCGAAAGUAUAGAGAGGCAUUUGAUCAGAAAAAAUUGCUGCAAAUCACUUUUACGACUCUUUCCGAGUAUCUCUGGCUACUUCGAUCUGCGUGUCAAGCACUGGCACCUCUGGAGAACAAAGCUAUAUUAUACUUAGCAGCAGCAGUCUCGGAUUUUUACAUUCCUUCCAACGAGAUGUCAAUCCAUAAAAUUUCCUCAAGUGGACCACCAACUAUAUCUCUUCAAUUAGUGCCAAAGAUUUUAGCACCGUUAGUCAGUUUGUGGGUACCGAAAGCAUUCGUAAUCUCGUUCAAAUUGGAAACCGACGAGAGCUUGCUGAUUUCUAAGGCGAGGACUGCUCUCAACAAAUAUCAUCAUAACCUCGUAAUAGCCAAUAUGUUGCAAACUAGGAAGCAACAAGUGAUAAUUGUGAGCAAGGAGACAAACUACGUCUUAUCUCUUACAAACGAACAGUUAGACAAUGGUGACGAAAUUGAACAGUUAAUCGUAAGCGAUCUUGUCGAGAAGCAUCUGAAGUUUAUACGGUCUAAAGAAGUUAGUUGAUCAACCUAUUUUCACAAGCUGUAAAAAUAAUUUUAAUUUUAUAUUUUACAAAAUGUGCAUUAUAGACAUAAAUGAUUUUUAUAUCACAAUUAGAGGAGAGAGUUCUGACGGUAAUGGGAUACUCAGGUUUAGUAUAUACUACUAUAUUGUAUAUACAUAUCAGCUUUGUAAAGCAAUAUAUAAAUGUACAGAAUUCAGUUACAAAUAACUGCUAUUUUGCACAGUAGAUAUACAUUCACAUUUUUGUACAGAUUAUAACAAAUAGAAUGUCUGAACAGAC